Exophiala aquamarina CBS 119918 is the source of this 1740-nucleotide messenger RNA. RefSeq lists its product as uncharacterized. The coding region runs from base 1 to 1740 and encodes 579 amino acids. Lineage: Eukaryota; Fungi; Ascomycota; Eurotiomycetes; Chaetothyriales; Herpotrichiellaceae. The transcript has a single exon. The record is from RefSeq and is a predicted model, not a curated record.
AUGCCUGAUUUGGAAACCCACCCAGCGCUACUGGCGAAAUACCUGCUCGUUCUGGCCACAUCACUCCAAGGUGUGCAUCCGGAGUUGCACGCGGAGGCCAUUCGAAGAUUGUCAGAACCACCACGCCAACUGAUUCGUCGAUUUGCCGAGACAGCAAUUAGCUUGGUUACCAACAAUGACGAAUUGUUGGGCUCUGCCGAAGGGCUAGAAUGUGUGUUGCUCGAAGCUAUGUAUCAUGCCAAUGGGGGUAAUCUACGACGUUCUUGGUUCGCGUGUAGACGCGGCAUGGUGGUCGCUCAGAUGCUGGGUAUUCAUCGCAGCGGCAUUCAACAACCGCUCAAUGUCCUCGACCCAACGGAGUCCGUCUAUCCGAGCUUUCUGUGGUAUCGCAUUCUUUGCUUUGACCGUCAGCUCUGCUUGAUGUUGGGUCUGCCACAAGGUUCACUGGAUGCCUCCAUUGCGUCCGAAGCCGCGCUGGGAAGUGACACACCGGAAGGUAGAUUUGAGCGUAAGCAAAACGCCAUUGCGUCUCGUAUCCUCGAGCGCAACGAAUCUUUGGGCGCUGGUAUCGCAGAUGACGUUAUAACAUUACAUGAACUGGACGCAGAACUUCAACAAGCCGCGAGUGAGCUCCCCAGUAAGUGGUUGUUAGUCCCAAACCUUGCAAGUCCUGUGCACGACCCGGAGAAAACCUUCUGGGACACGCUGCGGUUGCUUGAUCAGAUAUUCUACUUCAACUUGCUCAACCUGCUCCACCUUCCCUACAUACUGCGAUCAAGCACUCCCAGCACUGGUGAUGGUGUUGCCGCUCAAAAUUUCGAGUACAGCAAGGUGACCAGCGCACAUGCGUCAAGAGAACUACUGACGCGCUUUGUAAUGUUCCGGUCGUUCAACCCUGUUGCGUAUUGCUGCAGGUCAGUUGACUUUUUUGCGCUAAGCGCCUCAUUGACACUGGUGAUUGCACACCUUGACGGGCACCGCAGGCAACGACAGGGAGUGGGUGGGGCGGGAAUUAAUGUACUAGCCCACCAAAGGAGCGGUGAUCGCGCGAUGAUGGAACAAGUCCUCGAAAAUAUGGAGCAUGUUGCGAAGUUGAACACGGAUAUCCUCAGCGAGCGUAGCUCGAUUCUCCUGAGGAGCCUACUUGCCCUCGAAGAGGACGCUGCAACCACACCAACGAUGGACCAACACCCUGACUUGGCGACAAGACACGAGCAAGGCUUGCGAAUGGAUAUUCCGUACUUCGGAACCAUCACCAUAGGUCGUGAAGGUAUCAUUUCUAUGGAAGUUCCUCCUCGUCCUACGUCACUUCCCUCUGUGGAGCACCACAAGAAGCAAGAGCAGCACGAGCCGGACAAGAAUGGCGCUCCCGCCCCGGAAGUGAUUACCUCCGCACGAGACGGCUAUUCAGUUGACCAAGAGCUAAGCGGAGCCUUCGACGCGGACAUGCUCUCUGAACCGGAACCGCCCUCCUUUCACGGCGUAGGGUCACACAUCGCGCCCCCAGAAUUUCAGCAGACACCACACGACGCGGGAUUCGCACCUACAACCCCGAGCGCCAUCAACACCACGCUGCAGCAGUCUUACCUGUACCCCGGCCUGACAGCCAGUGUAGAUAACUGGGCCUUCCAGGGAGUGGACAUGGCGUUCUUCGACAGUCUGCUUCGGGGCUCGGGAACGGUGCCUUUCAAUGAAACUGACAAUGGAAACUAUUGGGCGGAUUGGGAUGGUGCUUCUUAG